UCCCUUAAAUCUCAGUCCAGGGAAAUCUCCUCGGAGCCCUCCUCCAGCCACGGUCAGCAUGUCUGGGGGCAAAUACGUAGACUCGGAGGGACAUCUCUACACGGUUCCCGUCCGGGAACAGGGCAACAUCUACAAGCCCAACAACAAGACCAUGGCAGAAGAGAUGAACGAGAAGCAGAUGUACGAUGUGCACACCAAGGAGAUCGACCUGGUCAACCGCGACCCCAAGCAUCUCAAUGACGACGUGGUCAAGAUUGAUUUUGAAGAUGUGAUUGCAGAACCAGAAGGAACACACAGUUUUGAUGGCAUCUGGAAGGCCAGUUUCACCACCUUCACUGUGACCAAAUACUGGUUUUACCGCUUGCUAUCUACCAUCUUUGGCAUCCCAAUGGCGCUCAUCUGGGGCCUUUACUUUGCCAUUCUCUCUUUUCUGCAUAUCUGGGCAGUUGUGCCAUGUAUUAAGAGUUUCCUGAUUGAGAUUCAGUGCAUCAGCCGUGUCUAUUCCAUCUACAUCCACACCUUCUGUGAUCCACUCUUUGAGGCUAUUGGCAAAAUAUUCAGCAAUAUCCGCAUCAACUUGCAGAAAGAGAUAUAAAGGACAUUUUAAGCUUAGAAGUAUACCUGAUUCUUUAUCUUUUUAAUUCUCUUGGUGCCAAUUUCAAGUUUUAGUUGCUAGGAUAGCAACGAAUUUUGUUGGUUGAGAACAAAGAAAUCACUCUGUUUUCAUAAUAGUAUUUGUCUUUCCUGAGCUAGUUCAUCAGAUUGAUUUUUUUUUGGUGGUCUGACUUUUUUUAAUUCAUUAAAAAUGUUUUCCUUGUAUUUUUAUUUGCAUGUGGAUCAUUUUUUGCUGAGAUGUGAAGAUAUUAUUAAAAUAUAAUGAAAAGAAAUAUUAAGAACUGAGGAGGGGGGAUAAUAAGAGCCAACAACUUCAACUACCUACUUUAAAAUGUUGAUCAUUUUAUAGUAAGGGAAGAAUCCCAGGCUGUAGCCAUUGUGUAUACAGGUACAUGGGCAAGCUUUAAGCAUACUUUCUCCCUACUAUCUGAAGAAUUAAAUUGAAUCACUGCCAUUCACUUUUUUAACCCAAUAGAUCUAGUACUUCUUAUCGAGUUAGAGAGUAGUUAUUUGCAUUCACGUGAUCUGAUUAAUGCCUUACCCUUCUUGAGAUUUUUAACUUGUGAUACUUUCUGUGCCUGAAUAUUUGUUAUAGAGAUCAUGAGACCUAAGUGCCUUCCUGUGACUCAAGUUUUCUUUUUAAAGAGGGUCCAAUAUAUUAGGUCAGCUUCCUCCUCCCCAAAGUCCAGAAGUAAAGAUCUAUAUAUCACCUAGUUCUUCCACUCUGUUCUGACUCUGAGACCCAGAGUCAAAUGAAGUUCAUAUCUGCACUUGACCACACAGCAUUUUCAUUCAUAUUGAGGAUGGUCAACAGCAGCCCCGUGAAACGAAUUAAGGUGGAUGAAUGAGAUUGGCUGGCAGUAGUGCAAGUCAGCGGACUGCCUCUCUUCUGCUGGGUGGCGUCAGCAGGUCUAUUUAGCUUCAUUUAUUUUCAAUAGUUAUUAAGCUUUCCUGACUCCAAACUAAUCCAUCACUAGGGUAGUUUGGUGGCUGAAUGCUGUGUUCCCUUUUCAGCUGAUCUGUGGGCCUCCAGGGAAAGGCUGAUAAAAUGAAGGCCAUUGUGUGAACCUGUCAGAAACGUGGCAAACGUGACCCUUUCAAAGGCGAACACUUUUAGCCUUCUGUUCUGCUGUGACAACUCGCCCCCUCCUGCUGCCAGGAGCUUUGGACCUAACGCAAGCAGCACUUUUGUUAGAAGGGUGGAGAGGAUGCAAUCAUAAAAGAUUGAGGUGAUUUUGCUGGAAUCAGUUGAAAUCAAACUCAAACUGAGGAAUUUUACCUGUAAACCUGAGUCAUAGAGAAAGCUGCCUGGUACAUCCAAAAGCUUUUUAUUCUUCCUGCUCAUAUUAAGAGUCUGCCAUUAAGCGUUUUAUUUUUUUAACCUUUUUAUGCUUAUCUAUUUUCAUAUACUUAUUGAAAUUCUUAAUUUUUAGCCUCUCUUCCACUUUUACUAAAACUUUGAGUAUCAACUUACCUACUUAAAGCAGACACUGGCGUGGACAUAGUUUUACUCAAACUGUGUGCAUAUCUGAACAUGUACUAUACUGCAUAUUUUUAAAUGUAAAGAUAUUUUUAUCUUUAUAGGAAGAAAAUCAAUUGGAAAAUUGCUUAGUGAUUUAGUCUGUAAACUUUGUAUCUCAAGACAUGUCUGUUCUCAUAGAUGCUUAGUCCCUCCCCUCAUGCAAAUAAGUUGUCCAAAAGAUUACUGAAAUUUUAUAUGCUUACUGAUAUAUUUUACACAUUUUUAUCCUGCAUGUUCUAUAACAGUUAAAACUCUACACAAUAAAAAUGUUUAACAGUU
Molecule: messenger RNA, 2416 nt
Organism: Suncus etruscus (white-toothed pygmy shrew)
Lineage: Eukaryota; Metazoa; Chordata; Mammalia; Eulipotyphla; Soricidae
Gene: CAV1
Product: caveolin 1
Exons: 3
Coding region: 59-595 (178 amino acids)
Biological process (GO): caveola assembly; negative regulation of protein tyrosine kinase activity; negative regulation of endothelial cell proliferation
Cellular component (GO): caveola; cytoplasmic vesicle; perinuclear region of cytoplasm
Molecular function (GO): molecular adaptor activity; protein kinase binding; transmembrane transporter binding
Source: RefSeq, a predicted model, not a curated record